AUGGAUGAAAUUGAAAUGAUUGGAGGCGAAGAGGAUGAAGAAGGCGGUUGGGAUGUUGACGAAGAAAUAACUCAAGCAGUCGAAUCUAUGCGCAUUGGUGCUGGAGAUGAGGCUGCGGAUGAUGGGUUUACUUUACCCCAACGUGGACAUGCUCCACCAUUUUAUUGGCCUGGAAAUUCUCGUCUUACUGCUGAUCAUGUUGCUGCUGGUGCUUUCGAUUCAGCUGCUAGAUUGUUGGAAGAAUCACUUGGAAUUGUGCAAAUUGGUCCUUUUAAAUCUUUGUUCCUUUCAACUUAUGCCAAGUCUCGUGUAGCAUGUUGUGCAAUGCCUCUGUCCCCUCCCAAUUUUAUUUUUCCUAUGCGAAAUUGGCAGGAAAGUUUACCAAAAUCUUCACUUCCAGCUGUUUCUUUAAAGUUAAAUGAUCUUGCGCAACGUUUACAAAUUUGUUAUAAAUUAACUACAGAUGGAAAAUUUGUUGAAUCUGUUCAACGUUUUAGACAAAUACUUCUUUGUAUACCUUUACUUGUUGUUGAUUCAAAGCAAGAGGUUUUGGAAGCUCAACAAUUGCUACAAAUAUGCCGAGAAUAUUUAGUUGGUCUUUUACUUGAAACGGCACGAAAAGAAUUGCCUCGUGAAUCUACUGAAGAUGCAAAACGAAAUUUAGAAAUGGCUGCCUAUUUUACAAAUUGUGAUAUUCAACCUAUACAUAAAAUUUUAACUUUGAGAACUGCUGCAAAUUUGAGUUUUAAAAAUAAACAAAUGAGACAUUGCGCAACAUUUUGUCGUCGAUGCAUUGAAUUGGGUAUUUAA
Molecule: messenger RNA, 810 nt
Organism: Meloidogyne enterolobii
Lineage: Eukaryota; Metazoa; Nematoda; Chromadorea; Rhabditida; Meloidogynidae
Source: the annotation of a GenBank genome assembly